Echinostoma caproni is the source of this 969-nucleotide messenger RNA. Lineage: Eukaryota; Metazoa; Platyhelminthes; Trematoda; Plagiorchiida; Echinostomatidae. The record is from the annotation of a GenBank genome assembly.
AUGCAAACGAACGGUGCAAAUCCCAACCAACUUGCUUUUCCACCCAUCAGUGAUCGGGAAGUUGCCAGUAUCAGCUUCAUUUUGUCCGGUGGUGUUCUAUUUAAUCUCUACUCAUGUUUGGCACUAAGUCGAACUCAUAUCCCAUCCACUCUAUCCAAACUGUUGCUUUACAAUCAAUGCGUUCUCGACGCGGCACUGUCUUUGAUCGUGGUCAGCAUGAUUGCCUCGGGCAAUUACACCCUCCUUUUUCCCCAGGACCGUGCCAAUCCCGUAGUAUGUGCACUGUUACAGAGUGGAUUUAUCAGUCGUCUGAUCCGUAUAAUGAUAUUGUGCAAUAUUGUUUGUCAAUCUGUAGAUCGAUUUUGGGCAAUUGUCUAUCCAAAUACAUAUUUCAUGCAUACAAAGCGAUAUGUCAUGGUGUGCUACACGAUGAUACCAACAUAUGCCUUGGCAGCAUCGAUAUUUCGUUUGUUCAAGGUGAAUUUUGUCGACGGACAGUGUGAAAGACAAGAAUUGGAUCUCAGUCCACAAGCAAUACGCGCGAUAGAGAUUGUUCUCCGUUACACGAUACCAAUGAUCGUUUCAUGUAGUCUGAAUCUGACUGUGGUGUGGAAACUGCAUCAUCUGGGUAUCUUCAAAUCGUGGAUGGUUUCUAACACCCAAGCAGCUGGCAAUACGUCGGGACAAACAGAUUCGACCGAUCCGUUGGUAUCCUUGAGGAACCGAAUUUUUCUCAGCACGUUCGGAUUGAAUGUUGAACUGACCAUGCAAGAAAUUGUUUCCAUCACACUGACCGUUCUGCACUACCAGGGUGUUUUAAAUUUUGGACUUCAAUCGAAAAUUCGUAUCUAUUUUUUGUUUGGAAUAGCUCUGUGCUCUGGUUUGAAUCCCGUUCUGCCGAUUAUAACUGUGGAACCGCUUCGAAAUACGAUGCUUCGCGACCUACGGUGCUUCAAACCACGUGGUUGA